Molecule: messenger RNA, 2224 nt
Organism: Branchiostoma floridae (Florida lancelet)
Lineage: Eukaryota; Metazoa; Chordata; Leptocardii; Amphioxiformes; Branchiostomatidae
Product: E3 ubiquitin-protein ligase TRIM71-like
Exons: 1
Coding region: 475-2163 (562 amino acids)
Biological process (GO): protein polyubiquitination; proteasome-mediated ubiquitin-dependent protein catabolic process; negative regulation of translation
Molecular function (GO): translation repressor activity; ubiquitin protein ligase activity; protein binding
Source: RefSeq, a predicted model, not a curated record
CAAUAGGUUGUGCAUUUUUUUGUUUUUGGUCUUUUUCUGUGUCAUCAACACGAUUGGUUUUACUGAGAAUGGUUAUAGAUGGUCCCAGAAACAAUACUUUGAAAUUAUCCGAAUAUAGGUUUUUGAAGGAAUAAAAUUAUUUUCACCCAUUGUUCUCAUUUACAAUAUAGAGCUGUUCCUUUAUUAAAUCCAAAGUGCAUAACCAGUCAUGAUAAAGCCAAUGUAAGCUGUACCUGUGUUAAACAUCUUUUACACCUUCACAGCCGCCCAGCCGGGGGUAGCAACUUAAGUGCAGGGCAGACAGCACCACUUGCUACAACGGCCCUCCCCAGGUUUGGAACUCCAGUCUUCGGAGCCAAACCCAACCCAGCAGCAAGCACACCCUUCACACCAGUCACCACCUCUGUGUCCGGAGGGGCCACUCCGUAUGGAGGAGCUACCCGUUCCGGCGUGCAGACCACCUCAGCACCCAGCAUGCCAGUCUUAAGCAUUGGAAGGAAAGGACGUUUGGAGGGAGACCUUUUCUACCCAACAGAUGUAGCAGUGGACAUGGACGGUAACAUUGCAGUGGUGGAGGACGAGAACAGACGGGUUCAGAUAUUCGAUGCCAAGACUGGUCAGUCACUUCGGUCUUUCCCGGUAGAUGGGGGGAGUCCAUAUGGCAUUGACGUAGACCCCAUUGGACAGUUUAUUCUGACGUUUCCUAACAUAUCCACCACUGGCAACCAAACAAUCCAGGUGUACUCGCAGAAUGGAAAACGUACAAAGACCCUAAAACCUUACUGUCAGUUACAAGAUCCGCGCGGGAUUGCAGUUCUGCAGGACGGCCGCAUGGUGGUGGCAAACAGCAAACAAAAAUCAUGCCUCCUCCUGCAGCCUGACGGGAGCCUCAUCCGGGAGAUCGGCAAGGGACAGUUACAGAGACCAUGGUUCAUAGCAGUAGACGAGUCACGUGAUCUGUUCUUUGUCACUGAUGGCUGGGCUCAUAAAGUGCUUGUUUUUGACCUUGAGGGUAAGCUGAAGUUCAGGUUUGGUAAACAGGGGAAGGGGGAGGGAGAACUCUACUGUCCAUCAGGGAUUGCAGUAGACCCGGCAGGUAACAUUAUUGUAGUGAGUCCCGAAAAUGGCCGUCUUCAGGUGUUCGGGCCAGACGGGACGUACCUGAGAACUGUGGCCACAAUGGAGGGAGGAUUCCCCCAGGGAAUCGCGCUGACACCGGAUAACCACAUAGCUGUAACGUGUAGUUAUGGACAUUGUGUGGAUUUUUACAGGUACAUGGCCGCUAAACACUUCACUACAGGAGCGAUGGGCGGCCAGUCUGUGGAGGGAAGUCCGUUUGACAUUAGAAAACAAAGUAAUGACACCCCAGUCUUAACUAUUGGGAGGGAAGGACGUUUGGGGGGACAACUUUCCUGUCCAGCAGAUGUAGCAGUAGACAUCGACGGUAACAUCGCAGUGUUGGAGGCAGGGAACAAACGGGUUCAGAUAUUCGAUGCCAAGACUGGUCAGUCACUUCGGGGCUUUCCGGUGGAUGGAGGGCACCCAUGGGCCAUUGGCAUGGACUCCAAUGGACAGUUUAUUGUGACUUUUUCAUGUAAGUUCGGAAAUGAUCGAGCAGUCCGGGUGUACUCACGGGAAGGAAAACUUACGAAGACCCUAAAACCUGAGAGUUUACGAGAUCCGACUGGAGUGGCAGUUCUGCAGGACGGCCGCAUGGUGGUGGUAGACAGCGAACAGAAGUUCUGCCUCCUCCUGCAGCCUGACGGGAGGCUCAUCCGGGACAUCGGCAAGGGGCAGUUACAAUACCCACGGUUCUUAGCAGUGGACGAGUCACGUGAUCUGUUCUUUGUCACUGAUUGCCGGGCUCAUAAAGUGUUUGUGUUUGACCUUGAAGGGAAGCUGAAGUUCAGCUUUGGCAAAGAGGGGUUGAUUGAGGGGGAACUCUGCUAUCCAACAGGGAUAACAGAAGACCCGGCAGGUAACAUUAUUGUAGUGAACAGUAGUAGAGGCCGUCUGCAGGUGUUCGAGCCAGACGGGACGUACCUGAGAACUGUGGCCUGGGUGAGGGGAAGAUUUCCCCGGGGAAUCGCGCUGACACCGGAUGGCCGCAUAGCUGUAACGUGUUAUAAUGGGCAUUGUGUCGAAUUGUACAGGUACAAGUAGCUUAAUGUGCUUUGAUCUUGUCCAUGCUAUAAGAUAUCAACAUUACAAAUAGCAAAACAGA